UGGAGAAAGUUUGAGUAAUCUCAGGGUUCACACACGAAUGAAGAAAUGAAAGAACCCUGUAAAAAAAGCAAUUGUUAGAACAUUGACUUCAUUUAGGGAGUUACUGUACCUAGACCAGAAAAGCAUUCUGAGCUAGUAAAAGUUCGUGUACUUCCUGUUUCCUACCUAAUGCAUUGUGGAACUAAGGUCAGAGAAGUCAUUGGGGUAGCAGACUCUUAGAAUAUCUAUAAUGGGAGGGCUUAGAAGAAUGCACCAAAAGGAAAUGUUUGCCCUGAGUCAAACCUGACAGGUGUGUGUGUGUGGUAGGGGGGUGUUGACUAUUUUUCUUCUUUUCUGUGUGAUCUUAUGUUCCUCUGAGUAAUAGCAUACAGGCAAAUAGGAUUUUGUAUGAUGGUUUCUGUGGGGAAGUGCUUUCAGGGCUCUUGGAGACUGACAGAAUUUUGGAAUGUACCCAUAAAUUGGGGACUACUAUAAACAUUUAUUUGUAAUUGACAGAUAUUAAUUAAAAUUGUUCUAUGAGAAAAAGAUUGAUUUCUUAUUUUAAGAAAUGGAGCUGGGUAUGGUGGUGCAUGCCUGUAAUCCUAGUGACUCAGGAAGCUAAAGCAGGAGGAUCACAAGUUCGAGGCCAGACUGGGCAACUCAGCAAGACCCUGUCUCAAAAACUAUAAAGCACUUGGAGAUGUACCUUACUGCAUUAGACUAAAAAGAUGUCCCUGUAUGAUGACCUGGGAGUGGAGACCAGUGACUCAAAAACAGAAGGCUGGUCCAAAAACUUCAAACUUCUGCAGUCUCAGCUUCAAGUGAAGAAAGCAGCUCUCACUCAAGCAAAGAGCCAAAGGACAAAACAAAGUACAGUCCUUGCCCCAGUCAUUGAUCUAAAGCGAGGUGGCUCCUCAGAUGACCGGCAGAUUGUGGAUACACCACCACAUGUAGCAGCUGGCCUGAAGGACCCUGUACCCAGUGGGUUUUCUGCAGGGGAAGUUCUGAUUCCCUUAGCUGAUGAAUAUGAUCCUAUGUUUCCUAAUGAUUACGAGAAAGUAGUGAAGCGCCAAAGAGAGGAACGACAGAGGCAGCGGGAGCUGGAAAGACAGAAAGAAAUAGAAGAAAGGGAAAAGAGGCGUAAAGACAGACAUGAAGCUAGUGGGUUUUCAAGGCGACCAGAUCCAGAUUCUGAUGAGGAUGAAGAUUAUGAGCGAGAGAGGAGGAAAAGAAGUAUGGGAGGAGCUGCCAUCGCGCCACCCACUUCUCUUGUAGAGAAAGACAAAGAGCUACCCCGAGAUUUUCCUUAUGAAGAGGACUCAAGACCUCGAUCACAGUCUUCCAAAGCUGCUAUUCCUCCUCCAGUAUAUGAGGAACAGGAUAGACCGAGAUCUCCAACUGGGCCUAGCAACUCUUUCCUUGCUAACAUGGGUGGCACAGUAGCACAUAAGAUCAUGCAGAAGUAUGGCUUCCGGGAAGGCCAGGGUCUGGGGAAGCACGAGCAGGGGCUGAGCACCGCAUUGUCGGUGGAGAAGACCAGCAAGCGGGGCGGCAAGAUCAUUGUGGGUGAUGCCACGGAGAAGGGUGAGUCUCAGGAUGCAUCCAAGAAGUCGGAUUCAAAUCCAUUAACUGAAAUACUUAAGUGUCCUACUAAAGUGGUUCUGCUGAGGAAUAUGGUUGGUGCAGGAGAGGUAGAUGAAGACUUGGAAGUUGAAACCAAGGAAGAAUGUGAAAAAUAUGGCAAAGUUGGAAAAUGUGUGAUAUUUGAAAUUCCUGGUGCCCCUGAUGAUGAAGCAGUACGAAUAUUUUUAGAAUUUGAGAGAGUCGAAUCAGCAAUUAAAGCUGUUGUUGAUCUGAAUGGGAGGUAUUUUGGUGGCAGGGUGGUAAAAGCAUGUUUCUACAAUUUGGAUAAAUUCAGGGUCUUGGAUUUGGCGGAACAAGUUUGAUUUUAAGAACUAAAGUCAUCUCUGAUGAUCCUUAAAUGAUCUACAGACUGAGCAAAGACAGAAAAAGGCAAUGGCCUCUGACUGUUGAAUACUGAGACUCUUGGAAGGACUUCUAAGAUAUAUGUUGAUUGAUUUCUUUUUUAUUUUGUGAUUUUUUUAAUAUAGUAUAAAAAGCCUUUUAAAAAUUC
Messenger RNA from Sciurus carolinensis (gray squirrel), 2113 nucleotides. RefSeq names its product RNA binding motif protein 17 (gene Rbm17). Lineage: Eukaryota; Metazoa; Chordata; Mammalia; Rodentia; Sciuridae. Bases 708 to 1925 code for a protein of 405 amino acids. The transcript is spliced from 12 exons. Gene Ontology annotation, molecular function: RNA binding. The record is from RefSeq and is a predicted model, not a curated record. Gene Ontology annotation, cellular component: precatalytic spliceosome. Gene Ontology annotation, biological process: alternative mRNA splicing, via spliceosome; mRNA cis splicing, via spliceosome.